This is a messenger RNA of Alligator sinensis (Chinese alligator), 678 nucleotides long. Its product is annotated as RPA-related protein RADX-like. Lineage: Eukaryota; Metazoa; Chordata; Crocodylia; Alligatoridae. Bases 125 to 514 code for a protein of 129 amino acids. Gene Ontology annotation, molecular function: single-stranded DNA binding. The transcript has 3 exons. Gene Ontology annotation, cellular component: replication fork. The record is from RefSeq and is a predicted model, not a curated record. Gene Ontology annotation, biological process: regulation of DNA repair.
CUUCCUCUAUCCACAUAGAGAUCUAGAAUCAAGGGGGUUUGUUAGUAAUUUAGAAAAUGUAAUAAAGUUGUUUCAUUUUAUUCAUUCUGUCAAAAUAAGUUUUCCAUUGCUCAAAUGCAUUUUCAUGCUUAAAAUACUGUUCUGUCUGUUUCCCUCUCCUCUUUCCCCCUCAGAAAUCAGUCUGAAUUUUCGAGAUCCUCCAACUAAAAUUACUGUUAUUCCCGAAUCAGUGGUUAAACCGGAAUGGAGAUUACCUGAAGUUAAAUACCGGUUUAUAACUAGGUCAGAACUGGAUGACUUACCGAACAGUCAUUCCUGUGAUAUAAUUGGCCUUGUGACAUUUGUGGGACGGACUGAACGGACAAAAAAGAAAGGACGUGGUGAAGAUUUUUGGACAAGCCGCUGGGUACAUGUUAUUGAUGGGACCUCAGAUCAGCCAUUCAUAAUGGAAUUGUUUGCCACAUCUCAGCCAGAUGUGUUUGAACGUAUUCACCCAAGUAUUUAUCUUUUAUAAUAUUAUGAUAAUUGUAUUUUCUUUUUUAUUUCAAUGCAAAAUACAUUCUUAGAUGAGCAUGAACUUUGAGCACCAGACAUCAUUACCUUAAAAAAAAUAGCAGUAUAGAUUUUCCUUAUCCCGAAUCAAAAAAUAAAUGACCUGAAUGAAACCAAACCCAAACA